Molecule: messenger RNA, 2161 nt
Organism: Spodoptera exigua (beet armyworm)
Lineage: Eukaryota; Metazoa; Arthropoda; Insecta; Lepidoptera; Noctuidae
Source: the annotation of a GenBank genome assembly
GUUCUUUGUUCUUUUCCAUUCAAUUCAAGUUCGUUCUUUCAUUCGUUUCGUGUAAUUUAUUCUGACAGCUGUUGAGUAGCGCGAGCUGAGAAGCGCAUUGUAAAAGUUAAUUGUUUUAAUUGUAAAUUAAAAGGGAAACAGUCUGCUUUUCGAUAUUGUGGACCCGGUUGGACGAGUCCCUAAUCCAUCAUGUCGGAAACGCGAAAAAACCAUCUCACCAUAGAUGGAGGGCAGGUGAAAGAAGAUGAACACGUCGCCUCCUACAAGCCUAUUCCUGAGUCCGAUGGAGACUUUCGGUCAUCAAAAUCCAAUCUCUCCAAAUCUAAGGAGAAACUUUCUCCUGACGGUGCGGAGGAGAAGCUACUGCCCAAAGAAGUUGAGGCCAAGAUAGUGACCCGGGUCGACAUGGCUGAUGCCAAGUAUGUGGUGGAAGACCACAGGAACGGAGACGCUAAGAUCGAGCUUGAUGCUAACAAACGGCAAUUCUCUGGGCUGACGAAGGAAGAGUUACUGAAGUAUGCAGAUGACCCAUUCUGGGUGAACCUGCGAUGGGCAAUGUUCAUUCUGUUCUGGGCGCUCUGGCUCGCCAUGCUGGCUGGUGCCAUCACCAUCAUCGUCAAGGCUCCCAAGUGUGCUGCCCCAGAACCUAAGACAUGGUACUUAAAAGGCCUUCUAGUGGACAUGGAAGAAUCUCCUUACGCUGAAAUUGAAGAUGAUUUGCAGCUGCUGGAACAUUUCAAAGUACAGGGAGUGUUUGUGGAUGUUCCUACUUAUGAGAUCAUUGAUGAGAAUCCCAGUGUGUUGGAUAGCUUCAAGCGGUUCGUCAGCAUGGCCAAGAGCCAUGGUAUCAAAGUCAUUGUAGAUUUGAUCCCCAACUACGUGCCACUAUCUCACAUGUGGUUCCGUAUGAGCGAGAACAAAACUGAUGGCUAUGAUAACUACUUUGUGUGGAAGGAAGGUAACUUCUUUGAUGAGAGCGGUCGCAGGGUGCCUCCUAAUAACUGGGUAUCAACUCUGAACCAGUCGGCAUGGACAUGGAGCGAGCAGCGCAAGGCUUACUACUUGCACCAGUACGACGUUUCGCAGCCAGACCUGAACUUCCACAAUGAGGAGGUGGUCAAGGAGUUUGAUAACGUUCUCAAGCAAUGGAUGAAGGCCGGAGCAGCUGGUGUCAGGUUAAAUAAAGUCCGCCAGUUACUAGUAAACACAGAAUUGAAGGAUGAACAACCUCUAACUGGACGUGGCAGCGACCUAGCCGCCGACCACACUUACUAUUCCUACUGGCGACACACACAGACCACGGACCAGCCCAAACUGAUGGAGCUCCUGCAGCGAUGGGCUAAAGUCGUUGACGAUGCCAGCGAGGCACCCGGCACUGGAUCAUCAGUAUUCACUCUGAACGAGGAAGGAGGUCGCGCGGAGCUGUUCCUCUUAUACAAGAACAUAACGUACCUCCGACCGCUGGUCUCCAAGCCGCUGACAAUAGAGAACGAUGUUAGCGCCACCGCCGCUGAAAUUAACGAGCGGAUAGCCAAAUGGCCAGCAUUGAAUUUGAGGACAUUCCCUGACACGCAACAGGAGCUGGUGGCUUUCGAGCUGCUACUGCCAGCCUCACCCAUCCUCAACCCUCACCAGCUGGAGAAGGAGGACAAUGAAACUACUACCAGCGAGUCGUUGGCGCACUUCGUGUCGAUGCGCGACGACGCGAGCAUCCAGCACGGACACUACGUGGUGGCCGGCGUGCCUGCACGGAACUCCUCCACCAACACACUGCUCGCUGUAGCUCGGUGGAAGACCGGCCAUACAGGUUAUGUGGCGCUGUUCAACCCGUUAGAGGAGGACCAGCGCGCCAACCUCACCGCAGUGUCGUCCAUACCGGACACUCUCACUCCUCACUUCAUGUCGCAUGCCGUUAGGCAGUACACCAAUUAUUCUCUGCACAACGCAGAGCCGGCGGACAACUUGUUGGUGCCGCCCAAAUCCUCGGUGGUAUUCUCCUACGUCCCGAGGACAUCGGCCGAGAAUUAAACAACUAUAAUGAAAAUUAAACAAAUUUUCACCAAAAUAUCCACCACGCUUCCCCGUUGUACGAGAGGGGCAAUAAUUUUGCAUUUACGUUUUUAAAAGACAAUAGCAAAAUAUAGAAUUUGAAGCAUACCUA